Messenger RNA from Solea solea (common sole), 3139 nucleotides. RefSeq names its product ring finger and FYVE-like domain containing E3 ubiquitin protein ligase (gene rffl). Gene Ontology annotation, molecular function: ubiquitin protein ligase activity. The record is from RefSeq and is a predicted model, not a curated record. Gene Ontology annotation, cellular component: plasma membrane; cytoplasm. Lineage: Eukaryota; Metazoa; Chordata; Actinopteri; Pleuronectiformes; Soleidae. The transcript has 8 exons. Gene Ontology annotation, biological process: proteasome-mediated ubiquitin-dependent protein catabolic process; negative regulation of extrinsic apoptotic signaling pathway via death domain receptors; protein K48-linked ubiquitination. The coding region runs from base 440 to 1498 and encodes 352 amino acids.
GCUUUUAUUUUGGAGCUUUCCGUUGUGGAUGACCAGUAUAGGGAGACAUAACCGUGUGUAGACAAUUAUAUGUAUCUCCAUAGGACACUGAACUUGUCAGGACCAACUUUUUUGUGACCAUGGGGUAAAGAGGACCCCUUAUCUGUGUGUGUGUUCCAAUUCAUUGUCCAAUAGCUUCGCAUACCUGUGCGUGCGUGCGCGUGUGUGUGUGUGUUUGUGUUUUAACACUUCCUGGUUCACCACUCUACCGAUCUUAACUUCACUGUGACUCCAGUGUCUGUACGUUUCUCCAAUUUGAGAAAAAACUGCUUGCAAAUGCUGGUUAACAUGCUGGUUAACCGGCCAGGACCUUUAACCCGCUAGUUAGUGUGUUUUGACUAGCAUCGCCUUAGUGGUGAGUUAGCCGACUGCUAGCCGGAGGAGCACUGUAAGCACAGGUAUGUGGGCUUCCUGUUGUAAUGGGCUGUGUAUGGACUCGGCUGAUGUUGAACAGACUGGUGAAAGUGAGUGGCGGCGCAAUCAAUCCUACACCAACUCUGCCUUCAACAGGCAGCCCUCUUCUCCACUUGAACAUUCCUGUAAGACGUGUGGGGGGUGCCUCGACACACCUGCCAAGAAGCAUGUGUGUGUGGAUUGUAAGAAGAACUUCUGCAGUCGCUGCUCUGCCCAGCUCGAGCUCCGGCCCCGCCUCUGCCACACCUGCCAGCGUUUCUAUGGCAACCUGUUGGAGCGAGCAGAGCUCAUGAAGCUCAAAGUAAAGGAGCUAAGAGACUACUUGCAUCUGCAUGAGGUCUCCACCCACCUGUGCAGGGAGAAGGAGGAGUUGGUGGAGCUGGUCAUUAGUCAGCAGUCAUCACCAGCCAGUGAAUCCCCCCCGGACACUCUGACCCCUGACCUUCCGACAGUGACCACUGAUCAACCGGACAUCUCCACCUUGAACCCUGACCCACCUACACCCACCUUGAAUGUGACCUCUGACCCUCCACCUACACAGCCUGACUCCCUGCCCCCUCCCUCAGAGACAACUCCCUCAGAGACCCUUGCUAGUGAGCAGGAUGCUCAGGAAGAUGACCAGGCCUCAGACAGUGAGGAGCUCUCUGUACCAGGUCGCAGGGCAUCUUUGUCUGACCUGAGCUGCAUGGACGACAUUGAGGCGCUCAGCGUCCGUCAGCUGAAGGAAAUCCUUGCUAGGAACUUUGUGAACUACAAGGGCUGCUGUGAGAAGUGGGAGCUGAUGGAGCGAGUGACCCGGUUAUACCAGGAUCACCUGAACCUUCGGGCUGCGAAUGCCAUCAACGCCUCAGAGUCCGGUGGGGGAAGCAGUGAUGCCCCAAGCCCGGAAGAAAACCUCUGUAAGAUUUGUAUGGACUCCCCCAUUGACUGUGUUCUGCUGGAAUGUGGUCACAUGAUCACCUGCACCAAGUGCGGAAAGAGGAUGAGCGAAUGUCCCAUCUGCCGCCAGUAUGUUGUCCGAGCUGUCCAUGUCUUCAGGUCCUGAACACAGGACAAGAAACUCGUCUUCUUUAAGGGAUCGUCUACAAACAGAAGCUUUUAUUUUGGGAUUUGUAUUUUUGUAGUGUAAAUAUGUAGAAGAAGUGACCUCAUGUGACCUGCUGGUCGGACACAGACGUGGAUGAUCUCAUCUACUAAUCAAGAACCAGGAAAAGUCAGAACCAAAGAGUAAAAUGGCUUUACCUUUUAAAGGUGUGUGGGGGAGUCUUAACAAUACAGAGUGUGAAAGAGUGCAGAAAUGUCACUGACUCAGCAAACACAUCGCUGACUCAGAAGGACCCCCACUCAAAUAAAGCCUCAGGUGAGCACAAUGCAGCCUUUCAACCCCCCUCAGAUGUGGUCCUGCGGACAAACCUGUUCCUCCAUCAAGCUUCCAUCAAGGACUAUGUAGCACAGUUUCUACUCACAUCUAUUAAAAUGAAACAGUUUUUUCAGGGAUCUGUGGGAAUUUUUUUGUUUAUUUUAGUCAGAGUUCUUGCAGGGCAAUAACAAUUAAACUUUUACUUUUAAACUGAUGUUAUUAAUGGGCAGUACAACGCUUUUCCAGGAAACAACACUAAUAUGGCUCCAAUUUAAAAGACAACUAGGAGAAGUAAAUCAGAGCUGAGAGCAAAGGAUUACCCGUCAUGUUGAACUAAAGCGCUAUAGAAACAGCAGGGGCCCCAGUGCGCUUCCCUAUGGGAAUCCACCAGCAGAACAUAAACAUCAGCACUGGUGCUCUUUUGAUUUGAAGUUGCCUUUGUAUUUGCACUAAUCUGCUAGAUUUAAGUUUCUCUAGAUUUUAUCCGAUUUGUUGUGGUCAAAGUUUUACUGAUUUGUUGAGGUUGAAGAAAAAUGACACAGGACGUGUGUGUUGUUUGUGUAUGUGUGUGUGUGCGGUUAUUCCUUAACUCUGUAUGCUGUGUAUGUGUUUGGUUCCUUUCCAACCCGUGGCUACAUUAAGAUUACCUUCGACAUUGUUCAAAUCGGAUUGAUUGCAGAUCAGAUUUGACAGUUCAUAUUCACAAUUAUGAUUCAAUUGUCUUGUAUGCGAAUGCAACUGCCCUCUUGAACUGCACACGCGUCAUCGUCAACAGACAAUGGGAUUUUUAUGUCUAUUUGAUAUUUGAGCAGCAAGAAGGUGCGAUGUUGGUGCCAGUCAGAGACGACAAUUCCCAGCACAUUUAUACAGGCAAAAAGGCACAUGAAUUCUGAUAUGACCAUUUUUAUUUGUCGCAUGGCCACAUACUGGAUAGAUGUCUGAUCUAGAAUGACAUACUGAAUACAAAUUAAAGUCAGACACCAGGGGGGAAAAAAACAGAUGGGAAUCACUUCAACCUGGUAACUUGAAUGUAGCCGUUGAUCUGUGACUUUGUGCCUUUUAGUUGUAAGACAGGACAAUUGUAACAUAUCAGUAUGAUCGGUUUCCUCUUUCCUCACUCAUGUAGAGGUCCCAGCCUUUAUAUGUCAACAUUUUGAGCCUAGUUUUGUUCAUUGUUCACAUUUAUGUACCGGAAAUAAUUAGAAGAUGUUCAAUUUACAAUUUUAAAUGUUCAUUUUUGGAAAAGGAAAUUGUGUUUGACAGUUUAUAAACUGAGAAAGUUGACCUGAAGUAACUGAUUCAUUAAAAUGCACUUUUCUUUGUUCA